Molecule: messenger RNA, 1938 nt
Organism: Saitoella complicata NRRL Y-17804
Lineage: Eukaryota; Fungi; Ascomycota; Saitoellomycetes; Saitoellales; Saitoellaceae
Exons: 2
Coding region: 1-1938 (645 amino acids)
Source: RefSeq, a predicted model, not a curated record
AUGCGCGUCGCAGCAUACACAGCGGCCACGCUCGGCUUCGUCGCCAGCCUUUCUCUGGUAAAUGCGCAUGGAAGUGAUGGAGAAGAAUCAUCAGACUCUCUUCAAACCGUCCAUUCCGAUCACUCCUCGAUCGUGGCGGCGGCCCAUUCGACGGUCCCUUCGACGGUCGUGAUGGCGAGUAUGCCUGCAGCAACGGCAGUUGAGGUAGAGGUUCCAACAACGGGGUCUGCGCAUAUAGCUAUGGAUAUGGAAAUGGAAAUGGGCGAGGAAGCCACUGGCGAGGGUCACGACGAUCAUGCUCGUCCUACGACCGUGGAGGCUCCAUCAGAACCUCAGUCAUAUAUGCAGCUCCCUCAACACCGAGGUUGGAUCAUCGGUCAUAUCGUCUGCAUGGUGAUCGCAUGGUUUUUCCUACUGCCAGUAGGUGUCAUGUUCGGUGUCGCACAGUCUCCCUUCCACGUUCCAGUUCAGCUUGCAUUCCUCGGUCUUACGGCGCUCGGAACCGCUUUCGCAAUCCUGUACAACUCUAUGACACCAGAUAUGUACGAAAACAACUCUCACCACAACAUGGGAUGGGUCCUCAUCGCCAUGCUCGGCGCCCAGGCCGUCUCUGGAAUCAUCCGCGGUUUUGUUCGAUGGUCCAAGUCAUCCAAGAAUGAAGAGCAUGUCUUCGUUUUGGCAAACACUGAAGACCCAGACAUGGACGAGUCGCACUUCAACCAAGGUCAAGCCCGGUGGUCCGAGUCCGAGGCGGGCAACACCUCUAGCGGAGAGAGCCAGGGAACCGCUGUUUCUGGUCCUUCUACACCCACUGAGGUCAACUCGCCUCGCUAUCUCGGUGAUCACGACGAGGAACAGCCUUUUGCCAAAGAGUUCGCUGAGCCUGAACGUGGUUCUGAACGCAUUGUCUUGCAAAAGAUUUUUGGAUUGAAGAUCUUCGAGAAGGCUGGUCUUACCAGUGUUUCCGGUACAUUCUCCGCCUUGACUCGCAUUUUCCAUGCUGUCCUUGGUCGUCCGAUGUUUGUCCUGGGUUACGCACAAUUCUGUAUGGGUAUCGUUACCUAUACCGGUAUCUUCAAGGGCAACGUUGUCUUCAACGGUAUUGCUCAUUUCAUCAAAGGCAGUGUUUUCUUGCUUUACGGUCUCCUUACUCUCGGACGUUACCUUGGUGCUUUUGCCAACCUUGGUUGGGCCUGGAACGUGAAGCCUCCGGCGCCUCUUGGUCGUGAGGGAGCAGCUACUGCCGAGAUGGUCGAGUCAAGUGCUAUCCUCUUCUACGGGGCUACGCAGUCCUUUAUGGAACAUAUGUCUAGCGUGGACGGCACUUGGUCGCACACCGACUUGCAGCAUGUUUCCAUCGCAUUUAUGUUCUUGUGGGCCGGUCUUUGCGGUGUUUUGUUCGAAUCGAAGCGCAUCCGCAGGCUUCUGAACGCGAACAUCUCCUCAGCUAUCGAGGAUUCUCACUUCCGUGGUUCAGCGGAAGAAGCCGCUCAGGCGCCUGUGCAGUACGGAUUCUCUUACAACCCUAUGCCUGCAUUGAUCGUCUUUGCAACCGGAGUCAUGAUGUCUGCUCACCACCAGGCAUCUAUGAUCUCCACUAUGGUUCACGCGCAAUGGGGUAAGCUUUUGGCUAUGGCGUCUUUCUUUCGUCUCUGCACAUACUGUCUCUUCUGGUUGUCUCCGCCAAAGUCAUACCUUCCCUCGCGUCCAUGGACUGAAGUUUUGACCAGCUUCUGUCUUAUUUGUGGAGGUAUGAUCUUUAUGGUGUCUAACCAGGACACUAUGGAGGCGCUCGAGAGCUGGGAUGUUGACGCGAUGUUCGUGGCGAACUUGUGCGUUGCGGCUUCGGCAAUGAUCAUGAGUUGGGUGACGGGAGUGAUGGCAUUGAAGGGUUGGGCGGUGAAGCGACGAAGCGCUGCUAAUGGAGGAAGACGUUAA